Molecule: messenger RNA, 417 nt
Organism: Didymosphaeria variabile
Lineage: Eukaryota; Fungi; Ascomycota; Dothideomycetes; Pleosporales; Didymosphaeriaceae
Exons: 2
Coding region: 1-417 (138 amino acids)
Source: RefSeq, a predicted model, not a curated record
AUGACAGAAGAAGACAUCGACGGCGCAAUAGACACAAUCCAACAAGCCUUCGCCGACGACCCAUACAACAACUGGAUCUACCCCGACCGCUCGAAAAUCGACCUAACCCGCAACCGCGCCUCCUCACCCUCCGCUGCCGCUGGGGCAUCCGCCACGGCCUCUUCCACGUCGCGCGCUCCUCCUCCGCCCCCUCCAAAAUCCUCGGCUGCGCAAUGUGGCUCCCGCCGCACCCCCUUCCGCCCCGCAAUCCUGGUCCCUCUACCUCUCCUUCUGGACCCUCUGGUUCGACCAGAUAAAAAUGAACCUGUACUACGGCCGCGGCGGCCUUUCCACGCGGCGCUACUGGAUCUGGAAGGAGCGGCAGGCGGAGGCGCAGAAGGAGCUGUGGACGAGCGAGAAGGGGUAUUAUUUUUGUAA